Messenger RNA from Gymnogyps californianus (California condor), 1807 nucleotides. RefSeq names its product homeobox A5 (gene HOXA5). The transcript is spliced from 2 exons. Gene Ontology annotation, biological process: regulation of transcription by RNA polymerase II; anterior/posterior pattern specification. NCBI's taxonomy places the organism in Eukaryota, Metazoa, Chordata, Aves, Accipitriformes, Cathartidae. Gene Ontology annotation, molecular function: DNA-binding transcription factor activity, RNA polymerase II-specific; RNA polymerase II cis-regulatory region sequence-specific DNA binding. Bases 173 to 985 code for a protein of 270 amino acids. The record is from RefSeq and is a predicted model, not a curated record. Gene Ontology annotation, cellular component: nucleus.
GGACAACAAAAGCACGUGAUGUGAAGCCGUACCCCAUAUUUGGGUGCCUACGUAGGAGGGAACCAAGUACAUGUCCCAGUCAUUUCCAUAAUUCAUCAUAAAUUGUGCAAGGGUGCUAUAGACGCACAAAACGACCAAGAGCCACAAAUCAAGCACACAUAUCAAAAAACAAAUGAGCUCUUAUUUUGUAAACUCAUUUUGCGGUCGCUAUCCAAAUGGCCCGGACUACCAGUUACAUAAUUAUGGAGAUCACAGCUCGGUGAGCGAGCAAUACAGGGACUCCGCCAGCAUGCACUCCGGCAGGUACGGAUACGGCUACAAUGGCAUGGACCUCAGCGUCGGGCGCUCUGCUUCCACCCACUUUGGUGCCAGUGAGAGACCCCGCAGUUACCCGGCCAACACCACCUCUGCCUCGACAGAGCCCAGGUACAACCAGCCCGCGACGUCUUCCCACUCGCCUCCCCCUGACCCUCUGCCCUGCACCGCCGUGGCCGGUUCGCCUGUCAGCGAGAGUCACCACGGGGUGAAAAACUCCCUCGCCAACUCCACCAGCACUUCGUCCAAUUCCAGCAGCAACACGCACAUCAGCAGAGACGGGGUUGGCACCUCGUCUGGGACUGAGGAAGACACUCCAGCAAGCAGCGAGCAGGCAAGUGCCCCGACCGACCAAAGCACAGCCCAGCCUUCACAGCCCCAGAUCUACCCCUGGAUGCGAAAACUGCACAUAAGUCAUGACAACAUAGGGGGACCAGAAGGGAAAAGGGCUCGGACUGCUUACACCCGCUAUCAGACCCUGGAGCUGGAAAAGGAAUUUCACUUCAAUAGAUACCUGACCCGCAGAAGAAGGAUUGAAAUAGCACAUGCUCUUUGCCUCUCAGAGAGACAAAUAAAGAUCUGGUUCCAAAACAGGAGAAUGAAAUGGAAAAAGGAUAAUAAGCUGAAAAGUAUGAGCAUGGCAGCUGCAGGAGGGGCAUUCCGUCCCUAAGCGUUUGAUCAAUUAAAAGUACUGAGCAGUAUUAGCUGACCCUGCGUCUCAUGUCAGUACUAAGUUGACUUUCUAAAACUUCCUUGUGUUACUUCUGUGAAGAAACCCUGUUCUUGUCGCCCUUAUUCAUCUUUUAAUCAUGAGCCUGUUUAUUACCAUUCUCUCGCGUGUAUAAGUAGAUCUGCUUUUAUCGUACAUUUCUUUGUCUUGAAUGGCUUUGUCUUGAAAAAAAUAAUAGAUGUUUUAACUUAUUUAUAUGAAGCGAGCUGUGUUACUUGAAGUAACUGUUAAAACAAAACAAAACAAAACAAAAAAGAACAAAAAAAAAGAAGGUAAAAAAAAGGAGAGAGAGAAAGAAACCCUCCCCCGGUUUAGUACAAAUGUUAUGUGUUGCACUCAACCUGCUUAACUGUGCAUGUGUGGUCAAGUGUUAAUGUCUGUAUAGCUCCAAGCUGUUAAAAAUAUUUUUAUUCAAACUACCUAUAUAAUUCCUGUGUAAUUAAUGCUGUUGUAGAGGUGAAAUGAUGAAAUCAACUGAACUUGUCCUACGUGUAGUGAAUAGUGAAUCUGUGACGAAAACUGUGAUUCCAAGCAGUAUGUCCUUGCUGUGCCUUUGUAUAUGACUCUUUGCACGAACUCUUAGAAGUGGCUCUUAUUAAGCGCAGCUUCUGUGAUGUAUGUUUUUUGUGAACAAAGUUACAAAUAUAGUCAAAGUCUGGCUGUUUGAGCAAACUGUGAUCAGCUUUUUUUUUUUUUGUAUUUGUUUUUAAAAAAAACUGACUGGAAAUCAACAAAAAAAAAUAAACUUUCUAUUGUAAAGUU